GCACUAGGCGCGCGCAGACACGACUCAAACCAAAGUUAUAGUGAUCCACAGGCUGCUACACGAGUGAACCAACAGGUCCUACUCGACCCCACUGUGUGUGCGAAACUCACCCAGAGCCUCGGGGCCAUUCAAGAUCGUUGGGUCCGCGGGCCAUGUGAGCGCGCGGUGCGGCUUGUUUCAGCAGAGACAUGCGGAGUGUCGGAGUAGUCUUCAACACUACAGGCUGUACUGAAGAACAUGGAGAGCGGGGCAGUGUGCGCUCUGGACAGACCCGCGGCAGAGCUCACGGUGGUGGACGUGUACGACAUCGCCGCGCUGCUGGGGCAUGAAUUUGAGCGGGUCAUUGACCGCUACGGCUGUGAGGCCAUGAUCGGAGUGGUGCCCAAAGUGGUCCGUGUGCUGGAGCUGCUGGAGGCCCUGGUGAACUACGGUGGAGCCCGAAAUAAAGCCGAGGAGCUGCAGCUGGAGCUAGACAGACUGCGGCAGGAGCGCAACGAACGCUACGAGCAGGACCGAAGGCACCAGAUGGAGCUGGAGCUGGUGGAGGACGUGUGGAGGUCUGAAGUACAGGACCUCCUGUCUCAGAUCUCUCAGCUCCAGAGCGACAACAAGAAGCUGCAGCUGUCCCAGGCUGUGAUUGAGGGUCCUCUGGCUGUGGACCCACAGCAGGAGCAGGAGGCUCUAGGAGUGUCUGAGAAGGAGCGUGAGGUGCUGCAGAAACUGAAGAUGCUGGUGGAGAAGCAGAGGGAUGAGAUCCGCUCCAAAGAGAACGAGCUGUCUCUGAGGAACUGUGACGUGGAGGCACUCCAGCUGCAGCAGAGCCGUGUGAUGAAGAUGAACCAGGAGCAGCGACACAGGCUGGCUCUAAUGGAAACCCAGGGAAAGGCUUUGGUGCAGCAGAGGGCCGAGCUGGAGGCAGUGGCCCAGGCACGGCUGCAGGACCUGGGCCAGCUGAAGCAGGACGUGUCCCGCCUGCAGAGGGAGCUCCAGGACCUUCAGGACCUGCAGCUACACUCACAGCUGGAGCCUGUACACAUGAAUGAGGGGCUGAGCAGGGCUGAGGCUUUACCUGCUGUCACUGCUACCCUCAGUGGGGCCUCCACUGCUGCAGGGGAUGCUGCAGUGAAGCCAUCCUCAGUAUGGAUGGAAUGUGCAGGAGACGCGGAGUUUUUGGCAAACUGUUUUGAACGAGAGCCCCUGACCGCAGCCUACUGUGAGGAGACGCAACCAGCACUUUUAUUGGACCGGUCAAUUGGGGCAGAUGUGGGGGACGACACAGACAGCAGUGAGUCAGACAGUCCUCGGUUCACCCUCCAGGAACUCCGGGAUGUCCUGCAUGAGAAGAACCAGCUCAAAGCCCAAGUGUUUUUGCUGCAGGAGGAGCUGGCCUUCUACAAACCGGAAGAGUGUGAAGAGGACCUCCGUACGUAUGGUCCAUCUGAGGAGGAGCGCUCUGAGCCUGCAGCUGCUGCUGAGGAGCCCGAGUCUGGCAUCCGCAGACUGAUCUUCACGGCCAUCAUGCCCAUGGUGGCAGCAGGUCUGAUCUCAGAUGAUCCCACCUUGAUACCCAUCAGAAGAUUCUCCAUGGUCUGAUCUUUUAACACUAUUUAUUCUUUUAAACUCUUAGUCAUGUACAUGGACAAUCUACUGUUUUUAUUUUUAUUGGUUUUAAAGUUUUAUUUUUAAUUGUUUGUCAAUGUGUAAUUUAUUCAGCUUUAAAACCAUUUUUCUUGAUGGUGCCUUUAAAAAUACAGACAGUACAGUAUUCAAGAAAAAAUAGCACUUUGAAAUAGUUAAAUUAGAAUGGUUCUUUAAAUUGUUAAUGUGUGUCCUGUUUUAUGGCAGGGAUGUGGAUUCUGUAAAAAUCAUGUCAAUAAAGUUAUUUUAUGU
Periophthalmus magnuspinnatus is the source of this 1890-nucleotide messenger RNA. Its product is annotated as RILP-like protein 1. Gene Ontology annotation, molecular function: protein dimerization activity. The record is from RefSeq and is a predicted model, not a curated record. NCBI's taxonomy places the organism in Eukaryota, Metazoa, Chordata, Actinopteri, Gobiiformes, Gobiidae. The transcript has 8 exons. Gene Ontology annotation, biological process: cilium assembly. Bases 238 to 1593 code for a protein of 451 amino acids. Gene Ontology annotation, cellular component: ciliary basal body; cytoplasm.